AUGGAGAAAAAAAGGAAGAUAGUGCAGUAUAGGGAGAGGCUGGAUAGGACUCUUGCUUUACCUGAUCUUACAAAUGUUGAGAUGCUCAAAAAUCUUGUUAAAAGUCAACUCAUACCUUUAUCAGAACAAGAAGAUGAAGGAUAUAAAGAGAAAUUAAUAGAACAUAAGACUGCAGGGAUAUCUAACUUUCUUGAUAUGUUGAGGAGUGCUUCAGCGGAUCAUGGAAGGUCCAAUACUUCACAUAAUGAUUGGAAAUUAAAACAGGAUAGUGACGAGUUUCGUGUUAUGUAUCGUCAAGGACUGGAGGGAACUCCCUUUCAUACGAUGCUGGUGGAAGGCUUUGUGGAUGGACCUGUUGAUGUUUGUUUAUGUAUCUCAUGGCAAACCACUCUUUAUAAAAAAUGGUGGCCUCAGUCUACUAUUCCUACUUUCAAAAUCUUAUCAUGUGAAUGUUUAGAGCAGGCCCAGAUUGGGGAACAGAUAUCACUAGUGAGGAUGAAGGUUUCGUGGCCUCUGUCUAUGAGGGAAGCUGUAGUACACUAUUAUCUGUUUGAGUACUUUCAAGAGGACUUGGUUGUUGUUCUUACGAAUUCGGUUCCUGAUUCGAGUGUCGCGGGGACCCUUUAUGGUUUCAAUGAGGAAGCAAUUCCUGAAGCAAAGGACGUCGUGAGAGUUGAUUUAGUGGGAGGGUUUGCUUUGCAAAAGUGUACAUCCGAAAGAAGCUACUUUCGGACAAUAGCAAAUAUGGAUGUAAAGGUUGAUUUUGUUCCUCCGUCUUUGAUAAACUUUAUUUCAAGGCAGCUCAUUGGCAAUGGUUUCAGGCUUUAUCAAAAGGUUGUGGCAUCUGUGAUGAGCCAAGAUAAAGAAGAAUUCAGCAAGGCCUUGGGGGAUCCAUUGUAUGCUAGAAUCCGCGAGGCUCUAUAUAGCGCGAGUAGCGGGGAGCUUCCGCAAGUUGCAAGAAUUCACCCUGCUGAAGAUCUUGUUGAAAGUAAGAAGGGUGAAGUAAAAGAUGCAAAUAAUGUCGUGUCAUCAGCAACGAAUGCAACAGUACUACAGAAUAGCAAAACAAUUGGUGAGAUUGUAGAAUUAGGUAAGGAAGAGAUUGUGCAAAGUGCCGAGAACGAUGUGAAAGUAAAUGACAUUCCAAAUGACAGAGUUAGUGGAGUUGUACAAAAAGGCAAGAGGAGUGUGUAUAUCCGCUCAGAGGUGGAACAGGCUCUAGAAACAUUAGACAAGGCCAUUUCAAUGGUUAGGGAAUACCGAUUACGUUCCCCGAUUGCCACUUCUAGCUUUGCCAAUGAAGAGUCUCCUUGCAUGAAAAAAUAUGGUAGAGUUGAUUCAUUUUCCAUAAAAACUGUUAAACCUUGUGAUAACAAUGAGGUUAGUGUUGGUUCAUAUUCUUUGGAAAAUGGAGCAAUUCUGGACCAAGCAACACGCCGCAACAAGCAACUAAAUGCUGAUUUGGUUCAAGACAUCUCUUCAGAUGACAAAGCCAAGUCCAGAAGGAAGAAAAAAAGUAACGCCGUUGUAAAUCAAGGUAUGUCUUCAAAUAAACCAAAGAAGUUGAGCAGGCAUAGAAGAUAUUUGUGCUGUAGUUUUCCGCAUUAA
Vicia faba (fava bean) is the source of this 1608-nucleotide messenger RNA. The record is from the annotation of a GenBank genome assembly. Lineage: Eukaryota; Viridiplantae; Streptophyta; Magnoliopsida; Fabales; Fabaceae.